Messenger RNA from Pseudogymnoascus verrucosus, 1209 nucleotides. RefSeq lists its product as uncharacterized. The coding region runs from base 115 to 993 and encodes 292 amino acids. The transcript is spliced from 2 exons. NCBI's taxonomy places the organism in Eukaryota, Fungi, Ascomycota, Leotiomycetes, Thelebolales, Thelebolaceae. The record is from RefSeq and is a predicted model, not a curated record. Gene Ontology annotation, cellular component: mitochondrion. Gene Ontology annotation, biological process: fatty acid beta-oxidation. Gene Ontology annotation, molecular function: enoyl-CoA hydratase activity.
GGAAGACUGAACCCAAGCUAAGACAGCUUCCAAAACUCCAACUUUCUCUACCGGAGUGCUUUUUUCUCGACUAUACAUUAUUUUUGCCAGGUUGUCAGAUAUAAAGUUGCUAUCAUGAUGAAUACUGUCAAAUGUAUGAGGCCCAGAGUCUCCCAAUUCAGACCGUCGUCACUGCCAAGAGUAACACGUCCUUUCUCAGCAUCAGCAAAGCAGCAGUAUGAGCUUAUCCUCACAUCCGAGCCGCGCGCGGGCGUUGCACAAAUCACCCUCAACCGCCCCAAAGCUCUCAACGCCCUCUCCACCCCCCUCAUAACCGAACUCAACCACGCCCUCCGCGAGUUCCAAGCCUCCCCCUCCAUCCGCGCCAUCGUCCUCACCGGCUCCGAGCGCGCCUUCGCCGCCGGCGCAGACAUCAAGGAGAUGGCCCCCCUCACCUUCUCCAAGGCCUACACUGAGAAGUUCAUCGAGUCCUGGUCCGACCUGACCACCUUCCUCUCCAAGCCCCUCAUCACCGCCGUCUCCGGCCACGCCCUCGGCGGCGGCUGCGAGCUCGCUCUCAUGGGUGAUAUCCUCUACUGCACUGAGACUGCCAACUUUGGACAGCCUGAGAUCAAGCUCGGCACCAUUCCCGGGGCCGGUGGUAGCCAGCGUCUCACGGCUGCGGUGGGCAAGGCGAGGGCUAUGGAGCUGAUCCUCACGGGAAAGAGCUUCAGCGGGGUGGAGGCGGAGAAGUGGGGCGUGGCAGCUAGGAGCUUCAAGGACUACGAGGCGCUCGUCACGGCGGCGCUGGACACGGCCGAGACUAUUGCUGGGUACAGUAAGGUGGCUGUGCAGGCGGCUAAGGAGGUGGUGAACAAGAGCCAGGAUCUGACGCUGAGGGAUGGUAUUGAUUAUGAGAGGCGUGUAUUCCACAGCUUGUUUGGUAGCGAGGAUCAGAAGAUCGGGAUGAAGGCGUUUGCGGAGAAGGCGAAGGCGCAGUGGGUGGACCAGUAGAGGGGUGCUGGAGAGAUGUAUACUACUGUCCGGACGCUGCUGGAUCUGCAUGAAACCGUUUGUUAGCCAAUGAUGCAGCUACUGAUCUUGUGAGACUAUGUAUGAUGGUGUAGCCUAUAAAAGUGAGAAUCUGCGCCCAAUGCUGGCGUUACUAGUAGCACUAGCAAUAUCCAUAGAAUGAUGGACUAUAAAUACGGAGUCUGCGCUAAUGCCGAG